UUUAAAACCCGUGACUGAGCAGUUGCUGUGUAGCUUCUCCAGCGUGUGAGGUUGUCGUCUCAAGAUGGCGCCCCGGUCGCGCUCGCACGGCCCCGCCGACGCGCCUCAACCGAGCCAGCAAUUCGCCACCGGAUUUCGCCGCUAUCCGACCAACCGUGACGCCUUAAACAAGUCGGCUGUGUCAUGGAUGGAAGGGAAGAGGGUUGACGAUGACGUCGGACCUUACUGGAGGGUGCACGAUAAGAUUUACGACCUCGAGAAGUUUAUCGACAAGCACCCUGGAGGCAAGGACUGGCUCCUGACGACGCGAGGCACGGACAUCACCGAGGCUUUCGAGAGCUCCCACAUCUCGGCCUCGGCGGAGAAGAUACUCUCGAAGUACUACUUGAAGGACGCCGCCACGCCCAGGGUUUCGCCGUUCACCUUCCACGACGAUGGCUUCUUCAGGACGUUCAAAAGGAAGGUGAGACCCGUCCUGCAGAAGGUGGGUCGCGGUCCGGACUGGAGGAUGAUUCUGAUUCAGGACGGACUCGCUCUCGCCUUCGUGGCUCUGACGAUGGCUGCUGUCCUCAGGGAGUCCUUCCUCGCAGCUGCUCUCGGUGGCGUGGUUCUGGCCAUGAUGAGCAUGUGCGCUCACAACUUCUUCCAUCAGAAGGACAACUGGCGGAUGUACCUGUUCGACCUGACCCUCUUCUCCUCCCACGACUGGAGGAUAAGCCACGCCCUUUCGCACCACCUCUUCACCAACACCAUCUACGACUUCGAGAUUUCGGUGUUGGAGCCCUUCUUCGAGUUCCUGCCGAAGGCCAACAAGACGUGGCUGCAGCGAUACGGGAGCUAUUUCUACAGCGUGGCUCUCUUUCCAGUAUUUUUCUAUCUGGAGGCCCUGAAGAAGUGGAAAAUGAUAGCCUUUGGGGAGCAGAAGAUGAGGCCUGAGAAUACCUUACCUAUAUGUGAAUUGGCUGUUUUCUGUGCCUUUGUGUCGUCGAGUUGGACAGGCCUGAAGCUGUGGUUAGUGAUGCACUGCGCGUGUAGUGUGUGGUUCUCCUUCAUCGGGCUGACGGCGGCGCACCACCAUCCCGACAUCUACCACGAGGGCGACGCCAUGAGAGACAACCCGGACUGGGGCCUUUGCCAGCUGGACGCCGUGAGAGACAGGAUGGAAGUGACAGGGAACCUAUUUCUCGUCUCCACCACCUUCGGCGACCACAGCCUGCACCACCUGCUGCCCACAGUAGACCACUCGAAGCUGGAGUACCUCUACCCAGCGUUCUUCGAGACCUGCGAGGAAUUCAACAUCCCCUUCCAAUUCGUGCGACAGUGGGAGCUGGUCUGCGGGAAGUACCUUCAGCUGGCCAACGUCACUCCCAAUACCAGGAGUCCGGGCUAUAAGGAGAAGACAAAAAAGCUGAUAUGAUACCUAACCAUUUUAUAAUAUCAAGUGCUCUUAGUAAACUUAAUGCACUUUACCA
Messenger RNA from Penaeus vannamei (Pacific white shrimp), 1472 nucleotides. Its product is annotated as cytochrome b5-related protein. Gene Ontology annotation, biological process: lipid metabolic process. The record is from RefSeq and is a predicted model, not a curated record. Lineage: Eukaryota; Metazoa; Arthropoda; Malacostraca; Decapoda; Penaeidae. Gene Ontology annotation, molecular function: heme binding.